Molecule: messenger RNA, 3784 nt
Organism: Amaranthus tricolor (Joseph's coat)
Lineage: Eukaryota; Viridiplantae; Streptophyta; Magnoliopsida; Caryophyllales; Amaranthaceae
Product: putative pentatricopeptide repeat-containing protein At1g12700, mitochondrial
Molecular function (GO): protein binding
Source: RefSeq, a predicted model, not a curated record
ACAAUAAUUUCACUUUUUUCUUUUAAUUUCAUCUGCAAAUUUAUUUUGCACAAUCAUUUUAUCUAUUCAUAUCUUUUGUCCACUCGUAGAAGACUUGCUUAGAAAAGACACAUAUUGUUAUGAGAGACGAUUUUUCCAAGAGAAUAUUAUACAUAAACAAUUAAUAUAAAUUAAAAUAAAAAUAAGAAUGAGCAUUUUCUUUUGAGGUGUAUGUCUUCCUGCUUUCAUAUUCAAUUUCUUUCCUGAAACUACUCGAAUCUUUGAGACAUGAAAAACUCUCAAUUGUUUCUCAAAUCAGCCAGACAACAAUGCAAGUUAGGGUUUUCAAAUCUCAAUUUACCCAUUUCCCUCUUCAAUCAAAUGAUCUCAUUGCGUUCUCUCCCUUCCCGUAUCGAUUUCAUUCAUGUUUUUACUGCCAUCCAAACUAUCAUUUCUCUUUUCAGGCAGCUUGAAUUAUCUGGUAUUCGACCCGAUAUUUAUUUAUUAACUAUUCUUACUAAUUGUUAUUGUCAUUUGGAUUGCGUCGAUUUAGGGUUUUCACUAAUGGGAAGGUUAAUAAAGGAGGGAAAUCGGAGGGAGUAUAUACUUUUUAACGUAUUAAUCAAUGGGUUUGUUCACUGUGAUCGGUUCCCUCUAGCUGUUCAAUUGUUCGAUAAAAUUGUCAAACUUGGUUUUCAACGCAUUUUCACCUAUAAUGCAAUUGCCAAAGGGUUUUGUAGGAUUGGAAAUAAUGCUGGUGCUCUCGACUUGUUUACCAAAAUGCAAUCGGGUUUUCACAAACCCGAUAUCUUUACAUAUAACACCAUUAUUGACAGUUUGUGUAAGGAUGGAUUGUUAAAAAAGGCCUUGGACUUAUUUUCUGGUAUGAAAAGUAAAGGAAUUGGACCAAAUGUUGUUACUUAUACCUCUUUGUUUCGAGGUCUUUAUAGUCAUGGGUUGCAGGACGAUGUCAAGGGCGUGUUCUUUGAGAUGUUAGAAAGCAAUAUUAUGCCAAAUUCUCAUACCUUUAACGUACUUGUUGACAUGUUUUGUAAAGAUGGGAGUGUUGAGGAAGCGGAGAGGGUUAUGAAGCAUAUGAUUGAGAGAGGAGUAGGCCCUGAUAUUUUUACUUAUAAUGCUUGACUUGAUGGUUAUUGUUUGCGUGGUCAGAUGGAAGACGCAGAAAAGUUGCUUGAUUGUGUGGCUCAAAAUGGUUGCAAGCCUAAUAUUGUUAGUUUUAAUAAUAUGAUUAAUGGAUAUUGCAAGGCAAGAAACAUUGAUGAGGCCAUAACCAUGUUCCAACAAUUAUAUCAGAAAGGUAUUAUUCCUUCUGUUUUUACCUAUUCUACUCUUAUUGAUGGACUUGCAAAGCUAAUAAGACUCCCACUUGCACGUAUUCUAUUCAAAGAAAUGAAAGAUUAUGGAAUUCCUCCGAGUAUUGUCACCUAUGCUUCAUUGCUUGACGGCCUAUGCAGAAGUGUGCGAUUGGAUGAGGCAGUGUCAUUACUUGAAGAUAUGGAGGAUCAUAUCCUGAUGGAUAGCUAGUGCGAGUCUGGGCGACUUGAAGAUGUAGCGCAUUUCUUCUCCGAUCUGUUAUCGAAAGGUCUGCUACCUGAUUGUAAAACAUACAAUAUAAUGAUCAAAGGGUUCUGCAAAAAGGGUGUUAUGAGUGAAGCUAUUGAGCUAGUUUUUAAAAUGGAAGAACAGGGCUGUUUUCCUGAUAGUGUAACCUAUAAUCUUAUUGUUAGAGGAUUUCUUCAAAAUAAUGAUUUUCCGAAUGCAUCAUACUAUUGUGAUGAAAUGGUUAGCAAGGGAUUUGAAGCUGAUGUCAAGACAUCAUCAUUGUUUAUUAGCCUUUUGCCUCAGGGGAACAAGGAUUUGCUGCAAAAGUUCAUCAAAUAGCAGCGGAAGUUUUAGGGCAAGGUACAUGACUUAUGCAUUAGCCAUCAGGUAUCCUUUAAAUUGUAUUAUUACAUGAUUAUGUUGAUAUUAAUAUUCCUUUUACAAAUCGCAUAGGCAUAGCUAUCUGUUGUGUUCAAUGUCACAUGAUUUACCAAUCUCCCCGCGAAUCGUGAAUUCAAAAGGCCAAUUAUUUACACUGGUUGUGUUUAUGUCCAGUUUCAUGUCUUAUGUUAAAUGGCUUUGAUUGUGGCUAACCUUCUGGAUGUGAAAAUUGUUUUUCUUAUGUCCACUGUGGUCAAUGGUGUGUCAAAGCUCAGAAUGUGUGUUAUAUCCUUAUAGCAUCAUUCUAAUAGCUUUUUGAUGAUUGAUUCAUAGGAUCUAUAACCCAGCAGUUGAUAUCUGAAAUGUUAAUAUUCAAAAGUGAAUUUCUUUUCUGAUCUUUCGGUCAAUAGUUUCAACUGGUAAUCUAGAGGGGUCAUUAAAGCUGAUGCUCCCUUUUCAUGUUAAUAAGCUACGAGAAUGGGUCUGAAAACAACCACUUGAAUUGCCAUCCCAUUCCACUAUGGUUGGAAAUGAUUCCGCGGAUAUUCUUGAUUUAGUGGUUUAUGAGAAGUCGAGAAGAUCCAGAAAAUGUUGGGUUAGAAGAUCCGAAUAAGGAGGAGAGCUGAGUUUUUCUUGUAUUCAGCUAACUGAAUCAUAUUUAGAGUAUCUAUGAAGCUAUUCAAGGGGUUGAACAAGAUGGGCAUUGUGCUGUUAGUACUGUGACAAAUUUACGAGCUUCUAUUCAAGGGUCCAUGUCCAGUAUUUGAAGAAACAUAUCAUCUGAAGUUAGUACACUUCGUACGUAAUUGUAAUUGGGAGAGAUAGAAUGAGGCGUUAUGAUGGACAAUUUAUGCAAAUCGGAUAGUCUCCACAAAUUGUUGGUGAUCCUCCUUUAAAUUGAUACUAUAAAGUUAAAGUUAUAUGUUAGGAUCAUAACUGCUAUUCAAACUUUUGAAAAAUAAAGUUUCCAACCUAUGCACUACACAAGUAUAUGUUUAGACAAUAAAAUUGAUAGCUAUUUUAAAUUUAAUUUAAAAUAUUUUUUAAAAUAUUAUUACAUUUAUCUAUUUCAGAAGAUAUGUUUAUUAAGUUUAAAAUAAUUAUUAAUUUAUUGUCUAAAUUUAUACACUAAGUGCAAAGGUUAGAAAAAAUUAUAAUAAGUAAAUAAAUAUGGAAAAAUAAAUUGUAAAAAAAAAGAAAGAAGGAAAAAAAAAUCAGUUCCUUCCCUUCCCAUUCACUGUACAGCCCAGAUGAGUAUUUUUUAUUUUUUAUUUAAUUUUUUGUUUUUGAAAUACAAAUGAGUUUUUUAAGGAACAAUUAAUUGGAUUUAUAGUUCAUUUCAGAUAGAAUAUAUAUAAUACUCCAUAUAAAUUCCUUUCUUUAACACGGUGUUUGAACAUAAAAAGCUCGAGUUAUUUUGUUAUCAUUACCCAAAAAGGCAGAAAUCGGGGCGGGACUCUUUCCGAUUGACCCACGCGAGAUAGCGAUGAAUGUGUCGAAGGCGACGGAGGAGGAGAAAGGAGAGAUUUGUAGGAUUUGUUUGACUGAGUUUAAUGUCGGCGAUGAUGUAACGAAGACGGUUUGUAAUCAUAAGUUGGAUGGGCUUUGCUUGUAGACAUGGCUGUAUGAUCACUGUUGGGAUGAGUUAUCCCACGUUAACAAAUUAAAGAUGAUGUACACACUUUAUAAGUUAUCGGAGUCCUUCUUUUCAAUGCCAUAUGAUUUUUGGAUGGUAUAUACUCUUUGACUUAUAAAGUGUAUGUAGCUUAUGUCUUCUCGUUAAUAUGCUGACAUUCACAAUAAGUCUAGCUAAAACAAUCAAAACAAUUGCCCUUGUUGUCGACCUUUACUAAUGUGAAAA